This is a messenger RNA of Aspergillus tanneri, 3765 nucleotides long. RefSeq lists its product as uncharacterized. The record is from RefSeq and is a predicted model, not a curated record. NCBI's taxonomy places the organism in Eukaryota, Fungi, Ascomycota, Eurotiomycetes, Eurotiales, Aspergillaceae. The transcript is spliced from 2 exons. Bases 1 to 3765 code for a protein of 1254 amino acids.
AUGAUGCAGCCUAGCAAAGGGCCUGAAUCUCCCGACCUGGGGAGGACGGUCUCGCGCUCGCGCUCGCGUAGCAACAGCAUCUCCAGCGAUUCCCAGCUCCCUCGACUUCAUCUCCUUGUUCCACCUCCAGUCAAUCCAGCUCCAUGUUUCAUCGCAUCGUCCGCAGCAGCUCAGAUCGUCACCGCCGACCAGGAGUUCAAUGCUGCAGAUUUCGUGGCCGAUGAUAAUGACGACAACUCCCGUGCCAGUGCCUUCGUCACUUCCGAAGCUCUGUCCGCCCUGAAUGGUUUCCUUGAUCAUCUCCUUUUCAAUAUCCUGGCCGUCUCCAAGUCGACCCAAUUGGCAUACAUUCGACCCGCUGUGGCGGAAGUACUCAAGCCCCGACUCGCGAAAGAAGUGGUUACAGCGGCCGACGAGGAACUGAGCGAGUACAUAGGAGGCCCGGAAGACGAACAGUUUGGUGGUCAACCCACCGGCGGCGAGUUUGACCUCAUCCGGUCAUGGAAACUGACCCGCUUGCGAUGUAUGGUGUAUACAAGAUUAGGGGACAUGGAAGAGGAGGAUGAGGAGGAAUAUAUCGCACAGGACGGGCUCAGUGAGGAUGAGAAUAUGCCCCGGAGAUUUUCUAGCCACGUCGGCUAUAUCACCCCCGCCGCGGCUAUCUUCCUCGCGUCCAUCAUUGAAUAUAUCGGCGAACAGGCUUUGGUGAUCGCGGGGGAGACGGCUCGAUCUCGCCUGUCGAGCAAACUAGAUGACGACGGAGAGAGAGGAUCUGGCGCGGAGCGAGGAACCAUGGACCGGCUGGUUGUGGGAGAUCUUGAUGUGGAGAGGUUGGCCUUAAACCCGACCCUGGGAAGACUCUGGCGCACCUGGAGGAAGCGUACGCGAAAUCCCAACUUAGCUCGAGCGACUUCCCGGGAAUCCAUUCGACGCCGCGGAACGGUUGGACAUUUGGCAACGAGAAGGAGCAGCAGUGUUGCUACCGACGAACGUUCGUCCCGUUCACUACCGCCUCCAAUUCUCCAGAUUCCCACCGAAGUCGACCCGGCUUCUAUCGCGCUUCCGAUGAGCGAGUACGACGUCCAGGAAAUCGAGCAACCCGACUUUACGUCCGAUGUGGAAGGUGAUGUUGGCCAGACUAUGCAGGCUGUACUGGCCCACAAAGUGCGGCCCAAGAGUCUAAUGGUGCUCUCUUUGCCCUCCCCCCGAUCCUCGACGUCCAGCAGUAGCUCUCCGGUUUCACCAAGGCCACAGAGUCUAAAAUCUCCUCGUCAUGUCCGGUCGCGUUCGCUACCUGAUGCCUCCCACCCUCAAGAGGCCACGACCACCAAGGUUAACCAGGUCGCAGAUAGACCGUCUCCGACAUUGUCCGAGGAGAGGCACCAACUGGAGACUAUGUAUGAGCAUGAUGAAGAUGGUGAGCCUGUUGCCGAAAAGAAGUCAUCUAUUGUUGAAUCCUUGGUGCAGCCUCGCCCCGAAGACCAAUCGCCAACGAAGAGGAGUGAGACGGACAGUUUGCCCGAAGAACCGACAGGGCAGGAUACAGCUGCAACCUCGUCCCUCUCAGCUGCGUCAGUUGAAAUUGUUAUCAGUCAGACCAAUAGCACCCGAGCCUCUUCUUUAAGUGAUCGGAUCCCGCCUGACUCAGAGUCUGAGGUCAUUGAAGGACAAGGGGUGUGUGAAAAACCGAAAUUGGCCUCUGUGCAGCGGCGGAAGCGAAAAUCAUGCGGGGAGCCCACCGAUGGUUCUAACGUUGCUGACGGGCGCAGCAACGAUCAAGUAGUGCCGACAGAAGCUCCACCACAGACGCAAGGAGACUCCGCCACGGCGCAGUCAACCGUCAGCCCUGAUGCGCCGAAGAAAUCUGACACAGCUCAAUCCUCCGCGGAAUCAUUUACCCCUCAAACUCGCACUUCGACCGACAACGCGAGUCUGGAGAAAACCCCCCGACCGGCUUCGUCUUCUGCUGAGAGCGCAAAUUCCGAGCGUUCGCGGGCCCGGCACAAACCCAGCCCGCUGUCCCUGGGAGGUGGAAGCCAUCAUCGCUACGGGUGCUCGAGCCCACCAGUAUCGUCCAGCAGCUCAGCAACUGAGCGGGCCGCAGUUCAGCGACUAUCAGGGCGACCGUCAACCUCCGCAGCCUCGUCGAGCUAUCCCAAGCCUCGCCGCUCAGACAGCGUCAGCAGCAGCCGCGAUAGGCGGCCGGUUACCGCUGGCUCUACGACAUCCCAGGUUUCAACCAAAUUGAAAGGCCUAAUCGUUCGACAAGGAGAGUCUGGCUCUGGUUCUGUUCGCGUGCGUAGUUCCUCGGAAACUAGCCGAGAGUCGGGCGUUACAGGAGACACGUUCUUUGGCGAGAAAACGGGCCUGGAUGAAUUGAUUCGCAGCGAGGAAACCCUCCACUACACCUUGACACCAAGAAGCAUGCGGGAAAUUGAGGAACCUGAUUCUCCUCGGUGGCGAACUAAAAGGUCUAGCACCGCGGAGCUGGCCGACUUUUUGAGGAAUACUGCUCCCCCGGGCGAUGAACUUGCGCGGACGCGAGUGGCCAACACAUCGGCCCUCCCAAGGUCCAAAUCUUCUGAGCUGCCAAAGCACAAACCGAUUCAAACGCUGAAUAUGAAUCUUCCGCAAAAACCAAGUGUGAAACCGUCCCGCGAUGCGAAGCCAAGUACUGGGUCGACUGGCGAUUUCGCCAACCUGAUAAAAUCCGGUGGACCAUCAAGUCCCGUCAACAUGAAAUCUCGGAUCCACCGGCUGUCUGAUGCCACCGAGAUCUCCAAGAAGUUCCCAUGGCCCCAGAGUUCUCUUUCGAAUAACACACAGAGCAACACUUCUCCUACAACUGCUUCUCGACUACAGGCCCGGCCUGCCGUAGCUCCUAAGGGAGACCAAAGCUCGGAUUUGAUCGAUUUCAUCCGCGAGGGCCCGCCCAGUGCUGGAGGUCGUCGCAUCCCACGUGCUGUGGCACCUUUCCGGGAUACAAUAGACGAAGACGAUUUGCAAUUUCUGGAGCUUGGCAACUCCGAGUACAAAACGCCCUCAAUUAGUAGCACUCAAGAUGAGUCCAUAGCAAGGAAGUCUAUAACUUCGGUGGGCUCUCGCACGGGGCUUUUGGAAUCGACAGGUCGGCCAACCACCCAAUCGAGUGCUAUGAAGCAAGCUCCCAAGUCGGCUCCGGAUGUUGCAGGCCCUUCAGAUAACGUUCGUCCUAUGAGGAAACAGCGUCGGGUACCCGACCCUUAUGCGAUCGAUUCUGAUGACGAUGAUGAUCUCGAGUUCUUGGAAGGUCCCAAGCCGAAGCGCGAGGAAGAAUCUUUGAUAGACUUCUUGCGCAAUGUCCCUCCUCCCUCAGAGACAGAGACUACCCCACAGUCUUUUACAACACAUAUGGCCUCUGUGCAAAGUCCUGGCCUCGGAGGCAUGUCCUCUAUGAAAGCACGACUUCGUGAGAAAAUACCCUCUGCUAAACCUUCGGGAUCUUCGCUGCGCCAACAGCCUGAAGCUAGUCAUGCUGUGGGCUCAUCAAACUACUCGGCCAGAGUUGGUAUGGAGCGAAACGGUUCAUAUCAUAGCUAUAGCCUGCCCUCCUUUUCGGAACGGCAAACAGAAACCAGUGCAUUGGCCGACUUCCUUAGAAGUACUGGUCCUAUCGAGUCCCCUGCAGCUCACAGCCCGUCCUCCCCUCAGGAGAAUAGGGGAAAAGAUUCGACCUCGAAUAGCUUCUCCCGCCUUUUCGUGCGCCGGAAGAAGGUUGAAGUUUAA